AUGGCAUCUGCUUCACCAGCCGCCCGUGGGUGGCUACCCCUUGACGAUGUGUCGGGCCCAGACUCGACCUGGCUGCUUGCCGGCACAUGGGGAACGAAACUCACCGCUCUGAUUCUGGCCCCAGCUGUGGCCGUCUUCCUCUGGUUCUUUGUUGCGUAUCAAACGUCCCCUUUGAAACGGUACCCCGGUCCUUUCCUCGCAGGAUGGACCAACCUAUGGCGUGUCUGGCAAGUCAUCUCGGGCGAGUACGCCCCCCGGAUGAAGAAGCUACACGAAAAGUACGGCCCGAUCGUACGCAUCGGCCCGAACCUGCUAGACCUAGACAUCCCGGAGCUGUACCGCGUCAUCUACGGCACCGACGGCAAGUGGAUCAAGUCGGACUUUUACAAGAACAGCAGCUCCAUCAUCGAUGGCAAGAUCACCUACCACAUGUUCUCUGAGGUCGACCCAACCCUCCACGCGCAAAUCAAGCGCCCCGUCGUGCGCCACUACUCGGUGCCGGCUGUGCUGGUCAUGGAGCCGCUGAUGGAUAAGGUCAUUCAUGAGUUUAUGGAUACUUUGCAGAAGCGCUAUGUUGAGCCUAAGAAGACGGUUGAGUUUGGCGAUUGGUUGAGUUACUACGCAUGGGACUUCAUGGGCAUGACAACCUUCAGCACCAAGUUCGGGUACAUGGAGAAAGGCUGCGACUUCGACGGCACCCUGGCCAUCGCAGACAAGUCCAUCGACUACCUCGCCCUGUGCGGACAGAUGCCCUGGACCGACUACAUCCUCGACAAGAACCCCAUCUACCCCAUCGGCCCGCCCAACAUCGGUAACGUCACCCGCAUCGCUGUCGAGAACUUGACCGCCCGCCUCAAGGGCGAGGACAAGAACUUUGACGAGAGCAAGCCCGACUUCCUGCAGUACUUUAUCGAGUCCAAGUCGACGCACCCUGAUCUGGUCAAUGACGGGAGUGUCAUUGGAUAUCUCCUCCUCAAUCUGAUCGCCGGCGCAGACACAACCGCGAUAACCAUGCGCGCCCUCUUCUACCACAUCCUCAAGUCCCCGCGCAUCUACACCAAACUCCAAACCGAAGUCCGGUCCGUCUUCGUUCCCUUCGAAGCCGCCUCCCACGCCAAAGCCCGCGCCCUACCCUACCUCGAAGCCGUCGUCAAAGAAACCCUGCGCUACCACCCGGCCGUCUCCAUGAUCAUGGAACGCAUCGUGCCCGAGGGCGGUCUCACCCUCCCCGACGGCAGCGUUGUCCCCGCAGGCCAGAUGGUCGGGAUGAACCCUUACAUUGUGGGGCGGAAUACGGAUGUUUUUGGGAAGGAUGCGGAGGAGUUCAACCCGGAUCGGUGGCUGCGGGGGGAUGCGGAGAGUGAGGAGGCGCAUAAGGAGAGGAUGCAGAGGUGGGGGCAAAGUUUGUUGGCGUUUGGGGGCGGGUAUCGGAUUUGUUUGGGGCGGAAUUUGAGUAUGAUGGAGGUGUAUAAGGUUGUGCCGACGUUGAUGGCGACGUUUGAUAUUGAGUUGGAGGAUCCGAAUGAGGACUGGUGGACUUGCUCGAGGUGGUUUUAUCGGACUAAGGGGGUUGUUUGUAAGUUGAAGCCGAGGAGCGAGUAA
Messenger RNA from Dichotomopilus funicola, 1602 nucleotides. RefSeq names its product Pisatin demethylase. The record is from RefSeq and is a predicted model, not a curated record. Gene Ontology annotation, molecular function: oxidoreductase activity, acting on paired donors, with incorporation or reduction of molecular oxygen; monooxygenase activity; heme binding. Bases 1 to 1602 code for a protein of 533 amino acids. NCBI's taxonomy places the organism in Eukaryota, Fungi, Ascomycota, Sordariomycetes, Sordariales, Chaetomiaceae. The transcript is spliced from 4 exons.